AUUCCACGGCGCGACUUACGAUAUAUCAGUAUUAAAUUAUAGACACGAUAAAAUACAACAUCAUGUCAAAAUUGGUAUGUUUAAUAAUGUUAGUGGCUUCGGCAUCGGCUGCUCGUCUCGAUCACUUGUUGCCAGGGUACAGCUACAGCGGUGGUAAUUAUAACAGUGGCAACAAUGCGGCCCCCUUUAACUUUGAAAAUAUUAAUAACGGCGAUGGCAGCUACAGGUUCAGUUAUGAUACGCCGACGGGCAUCUCGGCGCACGAGAGUGGGGCUCCCCGUGCUCCGGGCCCCGAGGGCCCUGCUGUAACCGCAGAAGGAGGGUUCUCCUAUCGGGCCCCAGAUGGACAACAGAUCUCACUCACAUACACCGCCGAUGAGAACGGUUUCCACCCAGUGGGUUCACAUCUUCCUACCCCACCGCCGAUUCCUGCUGCCAUUCAGCGCUCCUUGGAAUACAAUAGACAAAACCCUUCAAACGGUGGCCGCAACUAUUACUAAGACCGGACGUACCUCAACAAGCAAGGACUGUGAUACGCAAUGAUAUUUUAAUUAUUUUUUUAUUUGUAUACAAGCAAUAA
This is a messenger RNA of Pieris brassicae (large cabbage white), 580 nucleotides long. RefSeq names its product pupal cuticle protein 20-like. Gene Ontology annotation, molecular function: structural constituent of chitin-based larval cuticle. Bases 63 to 500 code for a protein of 145 amino acids. The transcript is spliced from 4 exons. The record is from RefSeq and is a predicted model, not a curated record. Gene Ontology annotation, cellular component: chitin-based extracellular matrix. Lineage: Eukaryota; Metazoa; Arthropoda; Insecta; Lepidoptera; Pieridae.